UGAAGUACUAUGCAUAUAAUAUAUACAUAUGCGUAAUAGGUUUUACAUACAUACAAAGAAUUGUAAGUGUCAAGUAGACACAUUGUGUGUCAAGAUUAUAAUUAUCAGAAGAAUUUUGUUUACUAAUGGUUGCAGUUUACGUUGAUUAUUUGUGAUUUGUUAACUUAUGAAAGAAAAUCUUGUAUAAUUAAUUUUAUACACUAUUGAGGUUUAUUUUGAAACCAUAAUUUAGGAUUAAUUGUUUUUAAUACAAUUAAACGAUGGGAUCGCUAACAAGUCGACAGAAUGCUGGUGUGGAAGAAGUUGAUAUUGUUUCAAAUCAUGCAUAUAAAUAUCCUCCACGUUCUGGAAGUUAUUUUGGCAGUCAUUUUAUAAUGGGUGGUGAACGAUUUGAUACACCUCAACCUGAGGCAUAUUUAUUUGGAGAAAAUGCUGAUUUAAAUUUCUUAGGAAGCAGACCAACACCUUUUCCAUAUCCUCCACCACAAGCAAAUGAUCCUACCAAAACAUUAAAAAGUUUAGUAAACAUAAGAAGAGAAUCAUUGAGAUUAGUUCGUAAUGUUGAUCAAACUGCCACUUCACCUCAGUGUCAUAAUGUGAAGCAUUAUGGAGAUGGUGAUAUUGAUAAAAAGCCAAAUCGUUAUAAUAUUGAAUUUACAUUUGAUUGUGAUGUAAGAUGUGCAAUUACAAUAUAUUAUUUUUGUACUGAGGAAGUUACAACUAAAGGUGUUACGUAUAUACCAAGAGAUUCUUCUAUGAACUCUGAAACAUAUUAUUACAAAAAAGGGGCAAAUCAAUUAUUUUCUCAGACAUCACACAUAUUUGACCCCACAGUAUAUAAUGAAGAAGAUUUAACAUAUAAUGCUGACAGAGAAAUAAUACCAAUAGCAAUCCAUUGUGUAGCAGAGGAAGGCUCAGAUGAACCAAAGCAGUCUCAUACAACAAUUGCAGUUGUUGAAAAACAUUCAGAUGGAACAUAUGUAUUAAAGGCUCUUAAGCAAAAACUCUAUGUUGAUGGUCUUUGUUAUUUACUUCAAGAAAUAUAUGGAAUUGAAAAUAAAAAUGCAGAAAAUGCAAAACAACAAGGUAGUGAUGAAGAUACAGAUGAUAAUGGAUCAGAAUGUGUUAUUUGUAUGUGUGAUGUACGAGAUACUUUAAUAUUACCAUGUAGACAUUUAUGUCUAUGCAAUAAUUGUGCAAAUUCUCUUCGAUAUCAAGCUAACAAUUGUCCAAUAUGUCGUGCUCCUUUUAGAGCUCUUCUUCAAAUUAAAGCGCUUCAAAAAGCGACUGGGUCUAUUAUAUCAAAUCCACCAGUACCAGAGGGAAGCUGUGAAAACAUUCCAGCAGGAUAUGAAGCUGUGUCAUUAAUAGAAGCUUUAAAUGGACCAUACAUUCCAAGAACGGCUGCUCUUGCACCAGAAUCCCCAGACACACCUGAUACAGAUACAGCCAGUGCAAUUCAAGCAGCUGAAGCGUUAAAUAGAUCUGUAGAACGUACUCCCGUAUCAAAACAUGUAUCUACAAAAGAAACAGAUAUAUCUGCAAGAACAAGUGGUACUGCAUGUCCCACACCAGAAUUUCGGAUGUCAGUAUUUUUAGCUAAAUAUGAGCACUCAGGAUCGGAAAAAGAUCUUCACAGUCGAUCUCCAGCAAUGAGAAUGAAAACUUCAGGACACUUACGAGAAAAAACUGCGUUAAGAUCUCGGGAUACUCUGAGACUUGUUAAUGAAAAACAACCUGUUUCUAUGUACGAGGGUCAAGGACAAGAUGAAGAUAGUGAGGCAGAGAAAUUGUCUCCUUUACUGGAUGUAGCAACCAGUACAGAAGCACUUGAUAAUCACAGUCACGGAAUGUGUGAUAUAGACAUUGAGGAUGAAAUCCAAAACACCGAAAAUGAAAACGAUAUUAAUAUUACAUGUCAUCCUCAUUAAACGUGUAAAAAUAAUUUACAAUGUUCGUUAUAAAAUGUAUAU
Molecule: messenger RNA, 1973 nt
Organism: Megachile rotundata (alfalfa leafcutting bee)
Lineage: Eukaryota; Metazoa; Arthropoda; Insecta; Hymenoptera; Megachilidae
Gene: Mrgn1
Product: Mahogunin ring finger 1
Biological process (GO): protein ubiquitination
Cellular component (GO): cytoplasm
Molecular function (GO): ubiquitin protein ligase activity
Source: RefSeq, a predicted model, not a curated record